Molecule: messenger RNA, 2076 nt
Organism: Colletotrichum godetiae
Lineage: Eukaryota; Fungi; Ascomycota; Sordariomycetes; Glomerellales; Glomerellaceae
Product: pyridoxal-dependent decarboxylase
Exons: 4
Coding region: 344-1894 (516 amino acids)
Biological process (GO): carboxylic acid metabolic process
Cellular component (GO): cytoplasm
Molecular function (GO): pyridoxal phosphate binding; carboxy-lyase activity
Source: RefSeq, a predicted model, not a curated record
GACUCCACACUAGACCUUAUGCCGUAGCUCCGAGUGACUUCCCGUAGUAUUCCGGUAGGAUUUUCACCGAAUUUCCAAAAGUCCCGCCAAAAGAACGCGAGGCCGAGGCCGAAAAGAGGAUUCAAACACCGUUACGGGGCGAUGAGUCAAAUCCCGGAAACUACAAAAACACGCCGAAUACGCCAAGGAGGAGCCGUACGCCAUUUCUUGACGAGUAGUUUUGUAUAAGCUGUUUAACACAACUGGAGCCACUUAAUCUUCUACAUCUUUCUAUCAACCCCGAAGACCCGGAACCGCGCCCCCGCACAUUUAGGUUCCCCCGCCCAACAACCAAAUACCAAAAAUGACAUCCCCCGCAUUCCAAGCCCGGCUCCGCGCCGCACUCCCAGACAGCCCCGACGCCCCCACCCUCCCCUCCCCGGCCUCCCUCGCCGCCGCAUCGGCAUCCCUCCCUCGACGACCAUCUCGCAGCGCCGGUGUCAAGGACGGAGAGGAGUCCUCCACCACCACCAAUGCCGACUACCUCGCCCCCCUGGGCACCGAAGCAACGCUAACCCACAUCCUCACGGACAUCGUCCCCGCCCUCAACGGUCAAGCCCGCAGCGGCCGGUACUACGGCUUCGUCACGGGCGGAUCUCUCCCGGUAGCCGAGGCGGCGGAUACCGUCGUCUCGGCGCUGGAUCAGAAUGUGCAGGUGCAUUUGCCGGGGCAGACUGUUGCUACCGAGGUGGAGAGCGUUGCGUUGGGGAUGCUUGCUGAUGUGUUGGGGCUUGAGAACGGAGGAGACGGAAGUAGAGACGGAGAGGAGGUGUGGAAGGGGAGGACGUUUACGACCGGUGCGACGGCGAGUAACGUCCUCGGACUCGCGUGCGGGAGGGAACAUGUCGUUGCCAAGCGCGGGGGAAAUGUCGGGGAGCAGGGGUUGUUGGGGGCGUGUGUGCGUGCCGGUGUGAGGGAUGUGCAGGUUUUGACGAGUAUGGGGCAUAGCUCGCUUUCCAAGGCGGCGAGUGUGGUUGGCAUCGGGAGGGCGAGCGUCAAGGAGCUUCCGCUGAGUAAGGACAAGCCGUGGAGGUUGGAUUUGGAGGCUGUAGAGAGAGCUUUGGAGAAGGGGGAGAGGGAUGGGGUUGUGAGUGUCAUUGCUGUUAGUGCGGGCGAGGUGAAUACGGGUAGGUUUGCGACGGAAGGCAAGGAGGAGAUGGGGAGGUUGAGGGGGUUGGCGGAUCGGUUUGGGGCUUGGAUUCAUGUUGAUGCUUUUGGAAUAUUUGCUCGGGCUCUCGAGGCGAAGCCCGAAUUCGCAAAGAUUAAAGAGAUGGCUUCGGGGUUGGAACUCGCCGACAGCAUCACAGUAGACGGGCACAAGCUUCUAAACGUGCCCUACGACUGCGGCAUGUUCUUCUGCCGCUCACUCCCAACCCAAACAGCCGUAUUCACAAACCCAAACGCAGCCUACCUCUCCUCCGGCCCCUCCACAAUCCCCUCCCCACUCAACAUCGGCCUCGAGAAUUCGCGCCGUUUCCGGGCACUACCAGCCUACGCCGUCCUCCGGUCCGAAGGGCGCAGCGGGCUGGCGGCUAUCCUGGGCCGCAUGGUGAUUCUGGCGCGGAAGUUGGCGGUGUGGAUUCGGGCUUCGGAUGCGUAUGAGCUUCUUCCCGAGGCCGAGGGUGAAUGGGACGUCGAGGAGACGCACAUGGUUGUGCUGUUCCGCGCGCGGGAUGAGGGGUUGAAUGAGGAGCUUGUAGGUAGGAUUAAUGGGACGAGGGAGGUGUAUGUCAGCGGAACGAGUUGGAAGGGGAGGAAGGCUGUUAGGGUUGCUGUGGGGAGUUGGAGGGUUGAUGUUGAGAGGGAUUUUGAGGUUGUGACGAGGGUUUUGGGGGAUAUUUCUGCAAGGGGAUGAAGGUGAUUUCUUUUGCUGUUUAGGUGCGAUGAUGCUAAUGGAAGGUAUUCGUGCCAGUGCAUGGUCAAUGAACCAGCCUUUCUACCGAUCUGCCAGCAAGGAAAGGGAAUCGUACUUGGAUGACUUUUUCUUUCAUCUGAAUAUAAGCGUAAGGGGCAGGUGAUCGAGUGGUCUAGGAGGCG